Messenger RNA from Chelonia mydas (Green sea turtle), 1030 nucleotides. RefSeq names its product prolactin releasing hormone receptor (gene PRLHR). The transcript has a single exon. The record is from RefSeq and is a predicted model, not a curated record. Lineage: Eukaryota; Metazoa; Chordata; Testudines; Cheloniidae. Gene Ontology annotation, biological process: G protein-coupled receptor signaling pathway. Gene Ontology annotation, molecular function: neuropeptide Y receptor activity; neuropeptide binding. Gene Ontology annotation, cellular component: neuron projection; plasma membrane.
UGCACUCACCCCACCCACCAACAGGAUGUUGGUACUGUUCCAGAGCUUGCAGCUGGUGCACCAGCUGAAGGUGCUGAUCAUCCUGCUGUACACAGUCAUGGUGGUGGUGGGCAUGGUGGGGAACUGCUUGCUGGUGCACGUCAUGGUGCGGGUGAAGAAGAUGCACAACGUCACCAACUUCCUGAUCAGGAAUGUGGCCCUGUCAGAUGUGGCCAUGUGCACCACUUGCAUCCCACUCACCUUGGCCUACGUCUUUGAGCCCUGCGGCUGGAUCUUCAGCAACGCCAUGUGCUACUUUGUCUUCUCCAUGCAGCCUGUCACCGUCUACGUGUCUGUCUUCACCCUGGCCACCAUUGCCGUGGACCGCUACAUUGUCAUUGUGCAUCCACUGCGGCGCCGCAUCUCACUGCACCUGGGUGUCUAUGUGGUGCUCUUCAUCUGGAUCUUCUGUUGCUGCCUGGCACUGCCAGCCAUGGCCUACAACUACUACGUGGAACUCGGCCAGCAGGAGCUCACCCUGUGCGAGGAAUUCUGGGGGGAACAAGAGCAACAGCAGCAGACCUAUGUGCUCUUCCUGCUGCUUAUCAUCUACCUCUGCACCCUGCUAGCCAUCCUGGUCUCCUACACCAAGAUCUCCCUCAAGCUCAAGAAGAGGGUCAUGCCUGGUACCAUCACUCACAGUCAGGCCAACUGGGACAGAGCCAGGCGCAAGAGGACCUUCUGCCUGCUGGUUAUGGUGGUGGUGGUCUUCGGGUUGUGCUGGCUGCCCUUGCUCACCUUCAACCUCAUCCAGGACAUCAACAUCAAUGCCAUUGAUGCCUAUUAUCUUAGCCUUGUCCAGCUGCUGUGCCACUGGUUUGCUAUGAGCUCUGCCUGAUACAACCCCUUCAUAUAUGGCUGGCUGCACAAUAGCUUUAGGGAGGAGCUAAAGAAGUUAUUGGUCUGGCACAGGAAAGUGGCUCCUUAUGGGCAAAGCGUGACAGUGAGUGUUGUCAUCUGACCUGCCGCCCAGCAGCUCCUCUUGCAGGGU